AUGAACCAGAGUCAGUGUUUGUACCGCGACCACGAUUUCGUAAGCGGGCAAGUGCAGCUUAGACCCUUUGAGGUCCUAUGGAUGAGCGUGCGAUUCGGAAGCACUGGGAACAUUUGGAAGCAGCUAUUCUUCGCUCUUCAGGCCGGUAUGUGUUUGGCAAUCCUGCAACGUGCAAAAGUUGUGGUCGUCUUGACCCCGACUUUGUCAGGCGACAAGCUUAAAGCUACCCUGGGGGAACUGUUCCGGAAAGGGUAUCCCGUUGACGCCGGGCCCUUCGGAUACUCUGGCUUUUGGCUGGCUGCAGCUCAUGGAAAGCAGGAGGCCAUGGAGGUUUGUUUCGCAUGGGGCGCUAACAGCCAUCUGCCUGGAGCCAGGGAGCGGCUGUUCCCGGUUGAGGUCGCGAGCUACAUGGGUCACACGAAUGUCGUGGUUUGGCUCAUUCAGAAGGGGGCUUUCCCAGGCAAAGCCUUGCACUUCGCAGCCAAAAGUGGGCAUUUGGGGAUCUUGGAGAAGCUGGUCCUAAUGCAGCAGGACGGUGUGCCUGACGAUGGUACGAAUGUACAUGGCGAUCCCCUGCUCGAGUUCCACCUCAGCUCUCCAUGUAGUUGCUGCGGAUGGACUCCUCUUCUCCUAGCUGUGGACUUCGAUCAGGUGGCUGCAGCUCGCAUGUUGAUUGCUGCCACAAGCGAGGCAGAACUGAAGCAACCCAUGGCGGCAAAGGUGUGCGACUUGUGUGGAUUGACGCGGGGCUCCACAAUCCUGCACUUCGUGGCUGCGAAAGGUGGUUACUGCGGGGAGCUGGUGGAGGUGCUUCUCGCAAAAUGCCCUCACUUGCUGCAUAUGCAGGAUGAGCAGAAGCAAAAACCGUUUGAUGUGGCCACUCCACAGAUCCGACCGAAGCUAGACAAGCUAUAUCUUGGCUGUGCGCAGUCCCUGCGAUCAAAUUUCCUUUCCAGCACGGACCGGAUCUCGUGGCCCGCUUUACGACGAGAGCUUCAGCAGCGCUUCCGCAAGGAGAUUGGGCCUGGCGACCUGCAAAAGGUGCAGAACGUUGUGCAAGAGUCCCAGCAAAUUUGCAAGUCGGCUUUAAAGACUUUGCAGAGCGACGAGUUUUUCCCGGAGCUGAAGAAGCUGAAGGAGCCCUGA
Molecule: messenger RNA, 1146 nt
Organism: Symbiodinium sp. CCMP2456
Lineage: Eukaryota; Dinophyceae; Suessiales; Symbiodiniaceae
Source: the annotation of a GenBank genome assembly